UAUUGGUAUUGGGCCUGAGCUCAUUUUCAUUCAUCCCUCCCACAUUUCAAAUUCACACCCCACUUUCUCUCUCUCUCUCUACUGCCUCCUUCGUUCUUCAAACUUAAACCCUAGCAUCACCACCAACAAUCACUCACCAAAUCCUCCAUUCUCCACCACCAUAUCUCACACCAUGGAGUGGAAUCCAGAAACCCUCAAAAACCUCUCCCAAUGUUUCCUCAACACUCUCUCUACUCAACCCGAACCCCGCCGCGCCGCCGAGAAAGCCCUCUCCGACGCCGCCGACACCGCCAACUACGGCCUCGCCGUUCUCCGCCUCGUCGCCGAACACUCCGUCGACGACCAGAUCCGUCAUAGCGCCGCCGUCAACUUCAAGAACCACCUCAAACAACGCUGGGUGACGUCAUCCGCUACUCCUAUUUCCGAUCCUGAAAAAGAACAGAUCAAACAGUUAAUCGUCCCUCUCAUGCUAUCCUGCGCCCCGAAGAUUCAGGCGCAGGUUAGCGAAGCCCUAGCCGUUAUUGGAAACCAUGAUUUCCCCAAAUUAUGGCCUGCUUUGCUUCCGGAACUAAGAGCGAGUCUUGAAACGGCUCUCAUUGGUAAUGAUUUUGCUUCUGUGAAUGGUAUACUUGCGACUGUUAAUUCCUUGUUUAAGAAGUUUAGGUAUCAGUAUAAGAGUGAUCCUAUUUUGCUUGAUUUGAAAUACUGUUUGGAUAACUUUGCUGCACCUUUGUUGAGUACUGUUGAGAGUAUUGCUGUGAAAAUCAAUGCUGCUGCCGGUUCUGGUCCCGGUUCCGUUGUGACGCUUCGGCAGUUAAUCGAAGCGCAGCGGUUAUGUUGUAGGAUAUUUUAUUCGCUGAAUUUUCUGGAUUUGCCUGAGUUUUUUGAGGAUAAUGCGGAUAAGUGGAUGAAUCAUUUCAAGAAUUAUCUUACAACAAGGUAUCCAGCGGUUGAAGAUAGUGGUGCGGAUGGGCUGGCUUUAGUGGACGAGUUGCGUGCUGCGGUUUGUGAUAAUAUAAGUCAUUAUAUGGAGAAAGAAGAAGAGUUGUUUCAAAAGUAUUUGAGUGGGUUUGUGGAAGCGGUCUGGAAUCUUCUUGUGGCUGCCUCGGCGUCUCCGAGUCGGGAACGGUUGACCGUGACUGCUAUCAAGUUUUUGACUAUUGUUAGCACUAGCGUUCAUCAUGGUUUGUUUGCUGGGGAUGAGAUAUUGCAGCAGAUUACUCAGAGUAUUGUUCUUCCGAAUGUGAUGUUACGGGAUGAGGAUGAAGAGCUGUUUGAGAUGAAUUAUGUCGAGUUUAUACGGAGAGAUAUGGAAGGGAGUGAUCUUGAUACGAGGAGAAGGAUUGCCUGUGAACUUCUUAAGGGGAUUGCGGGAAAUUACAAAGAUAAGAUUACACAAAGGGUUUCAACGCAGAUUAACAAUUGUUUAGCUAUGUUUGCUGAAAAUCCUGCUGCUAAUUGGAAAUACAAGGAUUGUGCUAUAUACUUGGUUGUCUCUCUUGCAACAAAAAAAGCAGGCGGUGCUUCGGUUUCUACUGAUUUAGUAGAUGUUGAAAGUUUCUUUAGAUCGGUUAUUGUGCCAGAGUUACAGGGCCAGGAUGUGAAUGCAUUCCCGAUGUUAAAAGCUGGUGCGUUGAAGUUUUUCACUAUGUUUCGGGUCCUGAUUCCUAAACAGAUUGCUUUGGCUCUUCUUGGUGACGUGGUUCGGUUUCUUAGCUCAGAUGUUAAUGUGGUUCAUUCUUAUGCUGCUAGUUGUAUUGAGAAGCUAUUGCUUGUCAAAGAUAACGGGGUACAAUCAAGAUAUACAUCGGUGGACAUUGGUCCAAUUCUGCCAGUUUUGAUGACGAACCUUUUUGGAGCUUUGGAAAAACCCGAAUCAGAGGAGAAUCAGUAUAUUAUGAGGUGUAUCAUGCGUGUUCUUCAGAUUGCUGAUAUAUCUCCUGAGGUAGCUUCACCUUGCAUUACCGGGCUUACAACGGUUCUAAACCGGGUUUGUGAAAACCCUAAAAACCCUGUUUUUAACCAUUGUUUAUUUGAAGCAGUGGCUACCCUUGUUCGAAGGACGUGUGAAAAGAACCCUUCUCUUGUUCCCGCUUUUGAAACAUGUCUUUUACCGAGCCUGCAAAUGAUAUUAGCUAAGGAAGUAACGGAAUUCUUCCCUUAUGCUUUCCAGUUGUUAGCUCAACUUGUUGAUUUGAACCGACCUCCGGUCCCACCACAUUACAUGCAGAUAUUUGACAUCUUAUUAACACCCGAAUUGUGGGAUAAGUCUGCAAAUGUUCCUGCUCUUGUUCGUUUGCUUCAAUCGUUUCUUCAACAAGCUCCGAAUGAACUUAAUAGCAAUGGGAGAUUAAGAAAUGUUCUUGGAAUAUUUAACAAACUUGUUAACAAACCGAGCACCGAGGAACAAGGGUUUCAUGUACUGAACCCGAUUAUCGAAAAUCUUGGAUACGAUGUUUUGUCAGAAUACAUGAUUCACAUCUGGUCUUCGUUAUUUACUCGCCUCCAAAAGAGCAAAACACCAAGACUUGUUCGAUGUCUGAUUAUCCUCAUGUCUCUUUUUCUGGUCAAGCAUGGUAAUCAAUGUCUCAUCGACUCGAUUAAUUCCGUUCAGGCGAAUAUAUUUAACAUGAUUUUGGAUCAGAUUUGGAUACCGAAUCUUAAGACCAUAACGGGUUACACAGAGGUUAAACUGAGUGCAGUUGCAUCAACUAAACUGCUUUGUGAAUCAACCUUGUUAUUGGAUCCUGCUGCUGAACAGUUAUGGGGUAAGUUGCUUGAUAGCGUCGUUACUCUUCUUUCACAGCCUGAAGAAGAACGAGUUGAGGAUGAACCUGAACUUCCUGAUUUUGGUGAAGCAACUGGUUAUCAAGCUACUUUUGUUCGUCUUCACAAUGCUGGUAAAAAGGAAGAAGAUCCAUUGAAGGAAAUUAAGGAUCCAAAACACUUUUGCAUUGCUUUAUUAGCAAAUCUUUCUGCUCAAUUUCGUGGGAGAUUCCCACCGGUCAUAACCAGAUAUGUUAGUCCUGCUAAUCAAGCUGCACUUCUUCAGCUCUGCACUUCCUACAAUCUUGUGAUAGCGUGAAAACAGUUGGGUUAAGGUGGUUCAUGUGUGUCCAACAGUGGAGAGUCGAGUCGAGUCACAAGCGUCGUGGGUUCAGGCGGUUCAUGGUGUGAUUCAUUUUGCAGUUCGUGUUUCAUACAUUUUUGAAGAUGGCUGGCUACCAGGGUGAUAUUUUUCCUCGAUGCAAAAGGGUCUUUUUUUUAGUAUGUGUAGCAAGUGUGUGUUGUUUUCAAACAAAGUCAUUGAGAUAUAUUAAUGCUCUGAACAUUGAAUAUGAGAAGUUGUGAAGAAAUUGAUAUCUCCUUUUUUUGUGUCAAAUCUUAUGAAAAUUAUCACCAAUAUUAUUUAAUCAA
Messenger RNA from Helianthus annuus (common sunflower), 3417 nucleotides. RefSeq names its product exportin-2. Lineage: Eukaryota; Viridiplantae; Streptophyta; Magnoliopsida; Asterales; Asteraceae. Gene Ontology annotation, molecular function: small GTPase binding; nuclear export signal receptor activity. Bases 173 to 3085 code for a protein of 970 amino acids. The transcript has 2 exons. Gene Ontology annotation, cellular component: cytosol; nuclear envelope. Gene Ontology annotation, biological process: protein export from nucleus; protein import into nucleus. The record is from RefSeq and is a predicted model, not a curated record.